Rhopilema esculentum is the source of this 2789-nucleotide messenger RNA. RefSeq names its product ran-binding protein 9. The record is from RefSeq and is a predicted model, not a curated record. Lineage: Eukaryota; Metazoa; Cnidaria; Scyphozoa; Rhizostomeae; Rhizostomatidae. Gene Ontology annotation, molecular function: protein binding.
AAACCCAGAUCCCAUCAGUGAAUUUCCCGAAAUAUCGUAAUGAUGGUUCAUUGUUGACAUCAGGAAAGUUCUGAAGUUGUUGUAAAGAAAGCUGUCCCUUUAGUGCAUAUGACGAGGCUACACAGAGAGCAGGCUGUAGGAUAGUAGUAUAAAGAUAUGGCUGGAGAUAAAAUGGUGUUUCAGAGUAAUCAGCCAGAUAAAAUCGCCCUUCUCUAUCCAAACGUAAACGAAGUCGAAACUGUUCUUCCGAGGUCAUGGAGUCCCAAGGACAAAUUCAGCCUCAUCGGCCUAUCACAAAAUAAUCUAAGAGUUCAUUAUAAAGGUGUUGGCAAGAACCCAAAAGAUGCUGCAUCAGUUAGAUCCACCCAUUCAAUUCCUGCUGCAUGUGGAUUGUAUUAUUUUGAAAUACGAAUAAUUAGCAAGGGCAGAGAUGGAUACAUUGGCAUUGGUUUGUCAACGCAAGGGGUCAACAUGAAUAGACUUCCAGGUUGGGAGAAAAAUUCAUAUGGUUACCAUGGAGAUGAUGGCCAUUCAUUUUGCUCCUCUGGAACAGGACAGUCUUAUGGUCCAACUUUUACAACGGGAGAUGUUGUUGGGUGUGGAUUAAACUUGACUGAUAACACCUGCUUCUAUACAAAAAAUGGUGUCAAUUUAGGAAUUGCAUUUGCUGAUCUACCUAGAAAUUUGUAUCCAACUGUUGGUCUUCAAACACCAGGAGAAAUAAUUGAUGCCAACUUUGGACAACAGCCAUUUGUUUUUGACAUUGAAGAAAUGAGAAAGGAGCUACGUUCUAAAACCAUAUGCAAUAUUGAAAGCUACCCAGUUUCGUUUGAUGGUGGCAGCUGGCAAGAGACUUUGCAAAGGGUAGUUUCAACCUAUUUGGUACAUCAUGGAUAUUGUCAGACGGCAGAGGCGUUUGCAAAAAGCACUGGACAAUCAAUAACAGAGGAAAUUGCUUCAAUAAAGAACAGGCAAAGGAUACAAAAACUGGUUCUAGCAGGUCGGAUAAGCGAAGCGAUAGAAGCAACACAGUCAUUAUACCCAGGACUUUUAGAUAGGAACUUUAGCCUUCUUUUUAAAUUGAAAUGUAGACAGUUUAUAGAAAUGGUCAGUGGUUGUGACGGCGAAGUGAAGCCAUCAGCACAUAGUCCAACGAGAAGUUCAAAAUCAAGCCCAUGUGCAAGUCCAGCGAGAACUUUAAGUCAUACAAGCAUAGUAUCUAACACUUCCUCGUCAAACUUGACAACAAAUGGAUUUGAUAAAAAUGAUUUAGGCCAGCAAAAAGGCAUUGAUAUGGUCCAGGAGGUCGUUGGUAAUGGUGCACCAGUGGAUGAAGACAUGGAUAUGGACGACGUGUCAGGAAGCGUAGAAUCAGGGACCAAUGACCGACCAGGCCCCACGUCGCAGUCAACGUCUAGCCAAUCAACCUCGAAUCAGUUUCAGAAUAGUCCAUUAAGAGUUUCAAUCCACGUUGAGCCAACACCAUCUGUGAGACAUUUAUGCGGAGGAAACAUCCUAGCCAUUGAGAAACUUCUUGCAUUCGGCAAAGAACUCCAGAUUAUGAAUAAAGAAUUAGCCAAAGAACGCACUCCAAACGAGGACAAUGAUAAGAUGAUGAGGGAUGCGUUUAGUCUACUUGCCUACAACGAUCCAUGGAACAGUCCGAUUGGUUAUCAGUUACGUCCAGAAGAACGUGAACCGGUCUGUGCCGCCCUCAACAGUGCGAUUUUAGAAUCAUACAAUCUUCCUGCAAAGCCAUCUCUAGAACUAGCAGUUGGACAAAUCAAGUCAUGCUUAAAGCAGAUGUCGAAGUCUGGAUUAGGAGUGUGUGCAUUCGUUAAUGUCGAUGAUUUCAUAAAUCGCUGACUUUGAAGACAUGCAUGAUAUUUCUAGCCUUAAUAAAGCUCCAGAUCGUCCCGCACUGUAAUGCCUACCCAAAGAAUAGUGGACUUCGAUGUUUUUUAAUUUUUUCUUAAGUUAUUUUAAUUUGUAUUCUUUUAUAAUCCAAGAAACGGUCCUUUGGAAAAUAUUGUUAGAAAAAAGAAUUGCCUUUGCAAACACAUGCCUGAUGAAUUUAAAGCAUUUUCUAUAAAGAUGCAAUCUUGAGUUGACAUAUCUUAUCUGGGGACUGCCAAACAGACGUAAAAAUAUUUAGAUACAGUGUGACAAAAACCUUCCAUGAUAUCUACACAGUUCUUCACCUUUCCCUUAUUCCAUAUCUUAUUUGUAGAAAAUUCAAUUUGAACUAAAUCAUGUUAUGAAAACAAAACGAAGCCUUUUAUUGACAGUUUUGAAAGGGUUUGGUGUCGUUACAUUUAAAGAGAGUACUCGGCGACAACAUGAGAAAAGCUGACGAAAACUUUUUGGUUAUUUAAUCCAGAAAAAAGAAAAUGUUUGACCUUAAAUUUCGUGAGUAUAUUUGUACAUUUCGUUUGCCAGCAAGUUCCACAAAGCUGAUAGAAGUUUCUGUAUCUAACUUUUAAAAUGUCAUCGACAGUAUAGUCUUCUUGUCUUAAUAUUAUUGGCAUUGAAAGUCCGGUUUUUAUACCAACAACAAAAAGCUCAUUGAUGCACCGAGCUUAGUUUAUAGCAUAAAAUUAUCAGUUAUCAAUCUUAACAGAUCUCAAGCCAGUGAGAAUAGUCUGUGUAUAAUUUCAUGCUUUUAAAGCUGGCCUUUUUGUUGUUUUGUAUUUAUAUGCUCUACUGUGUUGAAGUUUGAAAAUAAAAAAUAUGUUGGCAUGUAAGUUGUUGACAAUGCCGUUAUUCAAACAUACUUUGGUGUUGUUUUA